Melopsittacus undulatus (budgerigar) is the source of this 1529-nucleotide messenger RNA. Its product is annotated as aquaporin-5. Gene Ontology annotation, molecular function: water channel activity. Lineage: Eukaryota; Metazoa; Chordata; Aves; Psittaciformes; Psittaculidae. Gene Ontology annotation, cellular component: plasma membrane; apical plasma membrane. Gene Ontology annotation, biological process: water transport; carbon dioxide transport; transmembrane transport. The coding region runs from base 106 to 903 and encodes 265 amino acids. The transcript is spliced from 4 exons. The record is from RefSeq and is a predicted model, not a curated record.
UAUAUAGAUAGGUAUGGCCCUACAAGUGGGUGCAGACAGAAGAGCCCAGAGACAGAGGAAACCCAGACUUUCUUCUUUCCCAGCUGCCCUCUACCCUCUCCCACCAUGAAGAGGGAAAUACUGACCCUGGCCUUUGCUCGAGCCGUCUUCGUCGAGUUCCUCUCCACGCUCAUCUUCGUCUUCAUCGGCCUCGGCUCAGCCCUCAAGUGGCCAUCAGCCCUGCCCAGCAUCCUCCAGAUCUCGCUGGCUUUCGGCCUGGCCAUCGGCACCUUGGUGCAGGCGUUUGGCCACAUCAGCGGUGCCCACAUCAACCCGGCUGUGACCAUCGCCUUCUUCGUAGGGAACCAGAUCUCCUUCCUCCGGACGCUCUUCUACGUGAUUGCCCAACUGGUUGGGGCCAUCGCUGGGGCUGGCAUCCUCUAUGGGGUGACACCGGCCAAUACCCGUGGUAACCUGGCCAUCAAUGCUCUCAACAACAACACGACCCCCGGGCAGGCCCUCGUGGUGGAGAUCAUCCUCACCUUCCAGCUGGCCGCCUGCAUCUUCGCAUCCACGGACAACCGGAGGAGCGGCAGUGUGGGUGCCCCAGCGCUGUCCAUCGGCCUCUCUGUUGCCGUGGGCCACUUGGUGGGGAUCUACUUCACUGGCUGCUCCAUGAACCCGGCACGGUCCUUUGGGCCCGCGGUCGUCGUGAGGAGGUUCAGCUCAGCACAUUGGGUGUUCUGGGUUGGACCCAUCCUUGGGGCUUGCUUUGCCUCACUGCUCUACUUCUACAUCCUAGUCCCCUACUGCAUGAACCUGUCAGAUAGGGUUGCCAUCAUCAAGGGCACCUACGAGUCAGAGGAGGAGUGGGAAGAGCAGAGAGAGGAGAGGAAGAAAUCCAUGGAGUUGACCCCACCAUAGGAAGAGUUGGGAAAGAACAAGCAGAAGGAAGGGAGGAAGCUCCACACAUGGGCUCAUGUGUGCACCAAUGAACACAUCCAGCUAGAGCAGACUCUUAAGCAAAAGUCUUAUAACUCAAAGUCCACCUGUGGCUAUGAAAGGAGCAUUGCAGUGUCUGUAUAUAACCCCUCUACAUCAGUGUGAGCUCUAGAACCUCUCCUAAGCUUAACUGCAGCCAGCAAAGGCACCUCAGCCCAGGGCAGCCUCAACUGCAGCUUUGCACCCACUGGGCUGCAUCCCUGCCCUCCUCGGUGCCAGUUCUGCACCAUGGGCAGAGGCCUGAGCCCACAUGUGCUGGUGCACACAGGAUUUCACCCCUGCAUCUGAUGGCCCAGGGGAUGGAAACACCAUGUAGACCCCAGCAGAGAAGAAUGACUGCUUUGGGCAAGGUGGGUGCAGCCCAAUCCCCCGCUUCCUCCCUGCCAUAGGGCCAACGCUACUCAUAGAUGCUCUUUGUCAUGCAUUAGCUAGUGCUGGUGAGUCCUAUUUAUUCAUGGCUGUGGAAAGAACCAUGAUUUGUGCAUUUUGUGUCGAGAUCUUUGUAAUAUAGGAUAUUAUUUAUUGUGAAUAAAGGGAAUUUUAAACAA